AUGACUUUUUCAAACUCUCCUAAACUCGCCAAUUAGGUCGCCGCAGUGGGACAGCCCUUAAAUGAGCAUUGUGUAGGAAAGAACUGCAGAUGCUGGUUUACACCGAAGAGACACUAAAAUGUUGGAGCAACUCAGCGGGUCAGGCGCUGGAGAGAAGACCUUUUCCAGACAACAGCCCAAAUGAACAGUUUGUUGCUGCCUUUCAUGCCAAGGCUCUUUUAAUUUUACAAUGUUAACACCAAUUACAUGAAAGCAACCCGACCCUACCCCUCGCCGUGCGACCGCCAGCACCACUGAUUAGCGUUCGGCAGCAGCGUCGCACGCCGCCGCAUCUGGGCUCGCGUUCUGUCGGAGCCGCGCGCCGCCGUAUCUGGGUCCGCGUUCACGUUCGCGUUCUUCAGCAGCGGCCACGCGCCGCCGGAUCUGGGUCCGCGUUCUACAGCAGCGGCCGCGCGCCGCCUCAUCUGGGCUCGCGUUCUGUCGGAGCCGCGCGCCGCCGGAUCUGGGUCCGCGUUCUACAGCAGCGGCCGCGCGCCGCUGGAUCUGGGUCCGCGUUCUACAGCAGCGGCCGCGCGCCGCCUCAACUGGGCUCGCGUUCUGUCGGAGCCGCGCGCCGCCGGAUCUGGGUCCGCGUUCUGUUGCGUGUUUACGACCAAAGAUACUAGAGGAGCUAUAAUCUUUGUUUACAACUAAGUCGCCAGAGUGCGUUGCAGCAGACGUGGAUCGCGGGCAGUGCUGCAGGUUACAUAGUGCUCGCUCUCUCUCUCACUCACUGCUCACUUAACAAUGAAGAAUGACGGACGCUGCAUUGAUUAAAACCUUCCGGGUGCCAGCCCGGCACGGUUAUGCAGUAGAAAUAUCUCCCUAUUUUCCCUCCAGAGUGGCCUGCGCUACCUCCCAGUACUACGGAAUCGCAGGAUGUGGAACAUUAGUGGUGCUGGAACAGACGGAAACUGGAAUUCACAUAUUCAGGAGUUUUGACUGGAAUGAUAGUCUUUUUGAUGUUACGUGGAGCGAGAACAAUGAACAUGUCCUGGUCACUGGUAGUGGUGAUGGAUCGCUGCAAAUAUGGGACACAGCAGGCCCUUCUGAACCCCUACAAGUCUUCAAAGAACAUACUCAAGAGGUUUACUGUGUGGAUUGGAGUCAAACACGAGGAGAGCAUCUGGUUGUUUCUGGAUCGUGGGAUCAAACUAUCAAAUUAUGGGACCCAUUGGUAAAAGAAUCUCUUUCUACAUUUCGGGGACAUGAAAGUGUGAUUUACAGCACGAUCUGGUCACCGCAUAUACCAGGCUGCUUUGCCUCAGCUGCAGGUGAUCAUACUCUCCGAAUCUGGGAUAUAAAUACAGGAGGAGCCAGAAUAAUAAUUCCAGCUCACCAAGCAGAGAUCUUGACCUGUGACUGGAAUAAAUAUGAUCAGAACUUGAUUGUUACUGGAGCAGUUGAUUGCACUUUACGGUGUUGGGACCUCAGAAAUAUCCGGCAGCCAGUACAUCACCUUGCUGGCCAUUCCUAUGCCAUACGAAGAGUCAAAUUUUCACCCUUCCAUGCAAACAUAUUAGCAUCCUGCUCAUAUGAUUUCAGCGUCAGGUUUUGGGACCUUUCCAAGCCUGACUCAGUGCUUGAAACACUGGAGCACCACACAGAGUUUGUAUGUGGGCUUGAUUUCAGCAUGCAUAUCCCUGGUCAGGUUGCUGAUUGUGCGUGGGAUGAGACCGUGAAGAUCUAUAUUCCAUCUUGCCUUUCAGUUGAUCAUUAAAUUUGGCAUCACUGGACAUCAUGUUCUGUUUCCCAAAAGUACUGUUUGAUGUAUUUCUUUGUAUGCAGUUGUUUGAAACUCAGAGAGGGCAUUAGCUAUUUAGUGAAUUUGAAAAGUUCUAAAGUAAUAUAAUAUAUAUUCAGCUAAAUGUACAGUUUCAUGUCUCGGGCAUGUGCUGAGUAGCACUUAGAAGAAAUAUAUUUUUUCUUGCAUUUUAAUACCUUGUAAUUUAAAUUACUAUAAAGAUUAAGCAAUGUGAUCUACAAAUUUCCAUUUAAUCUGCCCAUCAUUCAGAUUAUUUGAGGAAAUGGUGGAUAAAAUUCAACAUUGUUAGUUCAUCUAUUUAUUUCUUGUGUGAAUUUAUUAGUGGCCAGCCAUUGCUAAGUUUUUGAAAGUAUAUGGCAAUCUGAACAUAUAUUUUGUACUUCAAUUUGUAUAUUUCUCCCUAAUGCUUGGGCCAACCAAGGGUAAAAUUGUUAUUCUUUUUUCUUUGGGACUUGAUCCAGACGGUGAAGAUAACACACUGCCUUAAGAUUACUGUGACCGGAUUCCUUUCAGGCUUUGGUGCAUGGAGGGAUGUGUGGUUGCGAUUCAAGAUUAGUUUUAAUAGAAAAUGGGGCCACAAGAAUCUGCUCAGUUUGAAGAAAGGUCCCGACCAAAACGUCAUCUGUCUCAGUCUGAAGAAGGUUCCCGAUCUGAAAUGUUGUCUGUCCAUACCUCCAUAGAUGCUGCCUGCCACCGAGUUCUUCAAGCACUUUGUCUGAUGUUCAAUAGAAAUUGAUUUGGAACUGUUAUGAUCUGGGAUUUUAUCAACACUUUUUCAUUAUGAUUGAAUGGAGAAAAAAAAUCUUAAUUUAAACUCUUGCCUGAAUAAGAACUUUUUGUUAUUCAGAAAUGAUUUUGUCCUGUCCUGUCCCGUUCCAUUUACAGAUGUUGUGAUCGUUAACACUGACGUGAAGUGGAUAUAUGUUAAUAAGAAUCAAGGUGACUCACA
Messenger RNA from Leucoraja erinaceus (little skate), 2753 nucleotides. It is a transcript of the gene pex7, whose product is annotated as peroxisomal biogenesis factor 7. The coding region runs from base 794 to 1759 and encodes 321 amino acids. Gene Ontology annotation, molecular function: protein binding. The transcript is spliced from 10 exons. Gene Ontology annotation, cellular component: cytosol; peroxisomal matrix. Lineage: Eukaryota; Metazoa; Chordata; Chondrichthyes; Rajiformes; Rajidae. Gene Ontology annotation, biological process: protein import into peroxisome matrix. The record is from RefSeq and is a predicted model, not a curated record.